AUGAAAGCAUAAAAUACAUUUAUGUAGGUAGUUAAAGAAUACUUUCCUUAGCAUUUAGCAACUAAAGUUCCCUAAAUAAAAAGAAUAGAUGGCAAAAAUGUUCCAAAUCCAUAAAAUAAAAAAACUAGAGUUAAAUCUGAUAAGCUAGGAAUGGUAAUAAAAUCAGAUCUUGAAAAUAAGGCUAUACUUCCAAUUGUAAUGAACACAAAUCCCAAAUGA
Molecule: messenger RNA, 219 nt
Organism: Tetrahymena thermophila SB210
Lineage: Eukaryota; Ciliophora; Oligohymenophorea; Hymenostomatida; Tetrahymenidae
Exons: 1
Source: RefSeq, a predicted model, not a curated record